AUGUCGUCGGAUGCUUGCGCUCCGCAUCUCACCAGUGAACAGAUGGACAAGUUUAUCGGAUAUACCUCACCUUUUCCAAGGUUUCUUCAAGUUAGUAUAUCCAGUAACCCAAAGCAAGAUAGAGCUGAUAGACGUUGGAUAGCUGAGGGCGGGGACAAAGAUGAGAUUGCAGCUGACUGUGACUGUCUGAAAACUAUUGGUUCCAUUAGAGCCCAAGUCACAACAGCCAAGUCGGCAGGAGAAGAAGUGAUCAAAGAACUUGAUCCGGUAGAUUUUGUAUCACCUGCGGUACCCGGAAAAGCAUUCAUUCAGUUUGACACUGUCAAGACAGACAAACCUUUGAAGCCCAAAAUACAGCCUUUACUCUCAGAAGAACUUGACGUGGUGGACUUCAAGUUCUUAAAUUCUACUAUGGGCAGGGAAUCUCGAGAAGAAGGGACCGAAGGAAGAGGUCGAUGGAGAGACUAA
Molecule: messenger RNA, 468 nt
Organism: Fusarium redolens
Lineage: Eukaryota; Fungi; Ascomycota; Sordariomycetes; Hypocreales; Nectriaceae
Exons: 3
Coding region: 1-468 (155 amino acids)
Source: RefSeq, a predicted model, not a curated record